Molecule: messenger RNA, 4499 nt
Organism: Aricia agestis (brown argus)
Lineage: Eukaryota; Metazoa; Arthropoda; Insecta; Lepidoptera; Lycaenidae
Exons: 4
Coding region: 1-4389 (1462 amino acids)
Source: RefSeq, a predicted model, not a curated record
AUGUUACGAGCGCAGCAGUGGCAAACCUUUUUCUCGUACCUGUCAAACCUGUCAGUUUCCUGGUUCCUGGAAGGCGGAGAGCAGGAAGGAAACGGUCGCAUACGGGUAAUAUUUAUUAUCCUUCUCUUCCGAAAAACAUACUGUCAAGAUGGAUACAGCGAGCAAGAUAUACUGCGCUACCAGCAAAUGGCUGCCAACGACGGCCACGACCAAAUCACUGGCUACAGCAACAUAGGACAGCGAGACAACAGCCACCUCUACAACUCCGGCAGCCAACAAUACCAUGUCACUGAAGAUGCAAACAAAAACGAAGAUGACUAUCGACACGAGCGUAGAAGCAGAAAAGUGUAUAGAAUAAAGAAUCCGUUUCAACAAACAGAAGAUAAUGAGAAGCAGGAAACUCCUCAAGAUGUAGACACGAGCGCCAGCAACCAAUACGCAGCGAUACAGUACUCGCUGCCACCGGAGCAGUUUCUGGCGCAGAUGAAGGCAGAAGGUCAGUACCAGCAGUACUCGACGCCGUCACCGGCCCCAUCGUAUACUGCAACACCACAGCCAUAUCAAUAUUCCACUGUCUCUGCCUCAGGCUACGAUAACAACCCUCAACCUAGUUACAAUGGAAGAGCUGAAUCCAGAACGUACUCUCCGACCUAUAAUAACAACAACUUCCAAUACAACGGAAAUCAAUACAAUCAAGAUGUAGUAGCCAGCACUCCUAUAUCCACUUACUUAUCAACAGCUCUACCCAGCAAUCAAUAUCUUGGCACCCCUGCAAAUACUUAUCUAUCUAGUCCUGCAUCAGUAUACUUGUCCAGCCCUCAAAGUGUACAGCAAUAUGUAUCUUCACCUGUGUCGUUCGAUUACAACAACAGAGUUUCAACGAUUGGAAGUGAACCCUUGAACUACCCCAGCGAGGCAAAUAAAAGAAUUCAAAUAGAUCAUUAUGAUAAUUCUGGCAACAUUAUAAGAUACUCUAAUAAUAAUGUGCAAGGUCAAUACCACAAUGAAUUACCUUCAUCUACUAUUUCACCGACUGCUGCAUAUUAUGACAAUAAGCAAGAAUCUUAUAACAACGGAAACGUUGAUACUAAUCAAGCUCAAUACAACAAUUUAAAAUAUAACACAAUCCAAUCGAAUAGUAAACAAGAUUCCAAUAUUGAAAAUAUAAAUAGCGAUACUCAUAGAAUUGGUAGUAUGCCAGCUGCGAAUAAUGUAUAUUUAAAUUUUGUUAAGCCAGAUUAUCAGAUUUUGAAUAAUAAUAACUAUAAAAACCAAGAACAAGAAUCACCUAGUUCGACUCCAUCGUACUCUCACGGUGAUUAUGGUUGGAAACUAUCUGAUAAAAGACCAAAUUAUGGUCCAGAAUCAACUACGCCUGCAAACAACUUCCACUAUCAAAUACACAGCGUGCAACCAGACACGGGAGCUUUCAGUCAAGUAAGAUUCCAAAUGGAUUCAGGAAAAGAUUACGGCUAUGAUCAGACACCUAGGCCAUCAAACAACAAAAUUGAUCCAGAAGAGUUUGCUAAGGCAGCGGCUAAAGCUCAUGAAAAUUACAAGCAAACGCUGAAAGCUACUAGCUAUGCAUCCAAUUCCCAGUAUAACAGUAACUAUUUUGCUAACAACCCAUACUUGAAUUCAUACUUUGUGCAAUCUAAUAAACAGAAGCAAACGUAUGAUGAUGUCCCUAAUCAAAAUAAUAACCAAAACUCUCCAUAUGAUUUAGUUACUGCCUCACCAUAUUACUAUACAAGCCCUCGAGAAAACUUAUAUGAUUCUAAGCAAAAGUUACCAUUCGACCAUGACAAAGCUUUAAAGAACAUAGUUCCAAUAGAUGUAUCGAAUGUGGUACAACAACAAAAUGGCUUACUUAGAGUGAAUUCCAUAUCAGAUUCAUUAAAUAAACUCAAUUUAUACAACAUUGGAAAGGAUCAUAGUGAAGGUGUUCAGCAGUCAACUCCUGCAAAUGAUGCUAUUUAUUACAAAGACAAAAACUCUUUCUUCAGUUUAAAUUUGAAACCUAAACCAGAGCAUUAUGAACAAGACAGAUUAAAACAACCGGAUGCAGUCUCAACAUACUAUGGCAAAGAACAAGGUCUUGAUUCACUUUACAAUAACGGAUUGUAUUCUACUAAUAAAAGAUUUGUAGAUCAACGUAAUAGCAAUCCAAAUCAGGUUUCAUAUAAUAACCAGGAUAACGCAAUAUCUUCAGCAAAUAAUAUUCAACAAAGCUUAAAUCGGCCCAAUCAACAGUCAGACGCAUCUGGAUUUUUAAAAUUUAAUGAUAUACCUCAUAGACUAACUGAAGCUUACACAGCAGAAUCACUACGAAUGAACAACAAUAACAACAAUAACAACUUUGAUCAAAAUAAUUUGCCAAAUCCAUUACCUUUAAGGCUCAACCAAAAUGUUGAUAAUCAUCACCUAGAUGUUGCUACCGAAAUUCUUGGGAAGCUCAUGGCAAACAAGGGAGGCAAUUUAAAUAGGCCCGACUUCGACCAACAAGCCGCUCUAGCAACUAUUAAUGGCCUGAAAAUAGCUAAUCCUUAUAACGUCGAUCUAAGCUUAGUAGCUGAUAUGUUAAAAGGUAAAUCGAACUUAGAUUCUAGCCAGCUAUUUAAUUUACGAGACAACCCAAGUAUUCCACUCAAAUUUGAUGUUUCUCAGUUACAACAAAUGAAUUCAUUUAAAAACGACAACCCACUAAGUUUGAGCAGCGCUCUCAGUGUCCUAGCAAAUCCUUACUACGAUAUUUAUAACGGUGGCAGAUUUCCCUACCAAGGCGUGAAAUAUUCACGCAGCGAAGAAGAAGCAGAAAAUAUUCCAAUAGCAGAUGCUUCAAGCAACCUCUCAAUCGGUGCUGUUAUAGACGGAGAAGAAACCGUACAUAUUCCAGAAGAAUCGAGUAUGAAUGAGAACCAGGAAGACAAUAAUCUAGCAAACAUAGAGUCGGAAAAGUCAAGAGUGAUAUUAGAUACAGAAUCAAGAAUAGUAAGCGGUAGAGACAAACAUUUCAACAGUCCAUAUUCAAAGAGACAACCACAUGGAAGAAAGUAUCCUAAAAAUGAAGUACACGAGCCAUACCCACUUCUGAAACCUCCGCCACCGCUGCGAUCAAAUCGUUUCGGUGAUAAGAACAGACGUCGAUUACACAAGCAUAAAAUUUUAAGAGUCUUAAAAACUGAACCACUUUUCGAAGCGGGAGCCUUAAAUGUGGAAGAAUUCAAUUCAAGAUCUGAUACGUUUCCCGAAAGAGACAUAGAAAUAGGUGGAACACUAACACAAUGGCCAAUGAUUAUUUCACCCGCUAAUUUCUUUUAUGAUGUUACCUAUUCUUUUAAGUCGACUAUAUUGGCUACUGUAGCCAUCCUGGCAGUGGGUUGCCACGGGGGCCUGCUCCAUGGCCACGACCACCAUGGCCAGGACCACCACAUCCACGAGAUCCCCCACGGGGAAUACAGCCUCCCAUCACCGAAGAUAACCAGGGUCUCCGCUCCCGGAUCUCUCCUCCACUCCUCCAGCUUCGACCCCAGGUCGUUCCCCCCUGGAUCCCUCCCAUCCGCGACCUUUUCUGGUGACGGUCUGAUCUCCGAAUCCGGACCUCACGGCCUCAUCAGCGGCCCCGGAGUUGCUGGCCUACCGCUGGCUGAAGGCCCUCUCGUCGGACCCGGCAUCAGUGGACCCGGCCUAGCCACCGGCCCCGCGCUCGGCGGCCCCGUCGUCAACACCAACACUCAAACCCUGGUGCAGUCCAGCGUGACCAACUCCGUGCUGUCCUCCGCCGCCCUGCCCGGCUCCGCCGGCCUCACUGGCCCCGGUCUCGCAGGCCCCGGUCUCGCAGGCUCCGGUUUCGCAGGCCCCGGUCUCGCAGGCCCCGGCGGCUUCGCUGGAGGUGAUGCUCCCCCACCCGGCAUCAGGGCUCCGGUCAUCGACACCAUCCACGGCUUAGCCAGCAGCAACGGCGCUCCUACACAGUACCGCGUCCGCGACGAGCCCUACCCCGUCGUCCGGGAGAUCACCCACAGGGUGCCAGUACCGCAGCCCUACCCCGUCCCCCAGCCCUACCGCGUGCCCGUGCCCCAGCCUUACCCCGUCCAGGUACCCGUUGUUAGGAACGUGCCCUACCCCGUCGUCCAGAUCCAGCGCGUGAACGUCGACAAGCCGGUGCCGUACCCCGUGGAGAAGAUCGUCAACUACCCCGUUGAGAAGGUGGUGCACGUCCCCGUGGACCAUCCCGUCCACCACGAGAAGAUCGUCGAGGUGCCAGUGGUGAAUGUAGUGCAGGUGCCCGUGCACGUGGUGAAGAGCUACCCCGUGCCCGUGGUCAAGACCGUCCACCACAAGCAGCACAGCCACGGCUGGUCCAAGCCUCAUGGCCACGGCUGGUAAAUCACACCAUCACCAUUGUAAAUAUUCACCGUUGCUCAUCUCGUGGCUGCCGUAGGGUGAUAAACUAAGUCAUUAGUUAGGAGUAUGAACUGUUGUUACAUCUGUUCUGU